AUGCUCGAUAAUAAUAAUUUUUUUCAACGUGCUGCUGUUGCUUCAUCUGCUUAUGCUUCAAUGGCUGCAUUCACUGCUGCAGCUAAUAUGUAUAAUUCAUUCUAUCCAACAACAAAUACACAUAAUGAUCCGGCUACUUAUUUUGGUUGUACUGAAAUAAAACGAGAACGACUUGAUCCAAAAAUUUCUGUUAAACUUGAAGGAAUAGAUUUAUGGAAACGUUUUUAUUCAUUAGGAACUGAAAUGAUUAUAACUAAAAAUGGUCGUCGAUUAUUUCCAAAUCUUCGUGUUACCGUCAGCGAACUUGAUCCAAAUACUAAAUAUAUGUUUCUAUUAGAUAUUGUUCCAGUCGAUGAUAAUCGAUAUAAAUAUCAAGAAUCAGCAUGGAUUAUUUCAGGCAAAGCCGAACCUCAUAUUUAUGGACGUUAUUACAUUCAUCCUGAUAGUCCACAAACCGGUGCACAAUGGAUGAAACAAUCUAUUCUUUUUAAUAAAGUUAAAAUAACAAAUAAUCCAAUGCAAAAUUCUAAUCAAAUUCUUAUAAAUUCAAUGCAUCGAUAUAUACUACGUUUACAUAUUGUUCAAGCAUCAGAUGAUUAUUCAAUACGAACAGGUCCUUUAAGUACAUUUGUUUUUGAUGAAACUAUUUUUAUUGCUGUCACUGCUUAUCAAAAUGAUCAGAUAAAAAACUUAAAAAUAGAUAAUAAUCCAUUUGCAAAGGGUUUUCGUGAACCAACACAUGGAAAAAAGAAUAAUUCAAAAUCUCUCAAACGUCUUCAAUCAACUUGUUCAUUAAAUAAAUCAACAAAAUAUGAUGAAAAACAACAACAUUUAUGUAAAAAUGAUUCUUCAUUAUUAUCAUCAAAUUCAUAUUCUCCACCAUCACAUAGUACUGUUGCUGAUUCGACAACAUCAACAUAUAUUAAUAAUAGUAUUGGUGAUCAAGAACAAAACAGUGAUACAACAAUUUCGAAUUUUCCUUCAAUAUAUCAUCAUCAAUUUCCAUACAAUUCUUAUCCAAAUGAUUCAUCAUCAUCCAUGGUCUACAAUCCAACAUAUUCUUAUAUGGGAUCAACAUCCGGAUCAGCAAUGAAUUUUUCUUCCUAUGGAUAUUAUCCAACUUCAGUGUAUUCAACAAAUAAUUAUAAUACACCAUUUUUUUGA
Rotaria sp. Silwood2 is the source of this 1164-nucleotide messenger RNA. Lineage: Eukaryota; Metazoa; Rotifera; Eurotatoria; Philodinida; Philodinidae. The record is from the annotation of a GenBank genome assembly.